Molecule: messenger RNA, 11219 nt
Organism: Homo sapiens (human)
Lineage: Eukaryota; Metazoa; Chordata; Mammalia; Primates; Hominidae
Gene: CNTNAP5
Product: contactin associated protein family member 5
Exons: 24
Coding region: 365-4288 (1307 amino acids)
Cellular component (GO): membrane
Source: RefSeq, marked reviewed
GAUUCCAGCUCUCGCGCCCGACGAGGUGGAUUUGGCUGUCCACCGAGCUCCGGCGCCUGUCGUUCUAAUUGGGUUUGGAUUUGCACCGUUAAGGAGGGGGGAAGAGAAGGAAGAGGCGGGCGAGGAAGGCGAGUCCAGCUAGCGGCUGUUGCGGGGACCGUAGCCCCAGCUGCAGCUCCGAAGAAUCCCCCGCCACGGUUUCGGUGGAGCGUCUGGGCACGGGAUGGAGUGAAAGAGCGAGUGCCUCUCCAAGCGGGGGUGGGAGGGGGUCAGGCUGUGCAGAGGAGAGAGACAGCGAGAAGAAGCCGCGGCUGGCUACUGCGAAUUUGGGAUUCGAUUGGGAGGGACCGCUCACUCGGGGGAAAUGGAUUCUUUACCACGGCUGACCAGCGUUUUGACUUUGCUGUUCUCUGGCUUGUGGCAUUUAGGAUUAACAGCGACAAACUACAACUGUGAUGAUCCACUAGCAUCCCUGCUCUCUCCAAUGGCUUUUUCCAGUUCCUCAGACCUCACUGGCACUCACAGCCCAGCUCAACUCAACUGGAGAGUUGGAACUGGCGGUUGGUCCCCAGCAGAUUCCAAUGCUCAACAGUGGCUCCAGAUGGACCUGGGAAACAGAGUAGAGAUUACAGCAGUGGCCACGCAGGGAAGAUACGGAAGCUCUGACUGGGUGACGAGUUACAGCCUGAUGUUCAGUGACACAGGACGCAACUGGAAACAGUACAAACAAGAAGACAGCAUCUGGACCUUUGCAGGAAACAUGAAUGCUGACAGCGUGGUGCACCACAAGCUAUUGCACUCAGUGAGAGCCCGAUUUGUUCGCUUUGUGCCCCUGGAAUGGAAUCCCAGUGGGAAGAUUGGCAUGAGAGUCGAGGUCUACGGAUGUUCCUAUAAAUCAGAUGUUGCUGACUUUGAUGGCCGAAGCUCACUUCUGUACAGGUUCAAUCAGAAGUUGAUGAGUACUCUCAAAGAUGUGAUCUCCCUGAAGUUCAAGAGCAUGCAAGGAGAUGGGGUCCUGUUCCAUGGAGAAGGUCAGCGUGGAGACCACAUCACCUUGGAACUCCAGAAGGGGAGGCUCGCCCUACACCUCAAUUUGGGUGACAGCAAAGCGCGGCUCAGCAGCAGCUUGCCCUCUGCCACCCUGGGCAGCCUCCUGGAUGACCAGCACUGGCACUCGGUCCUCAUUGAGCGGGUGGGCAAGCAGGUGAACUUCACGGUGGACAAGCACACACAGCACUUCCGCACCAAGGGCGAGACGGAUGCCUUAGACAUUGACUAUGAGCUUAGUUUUGGAGGAAUUCCAGUACCAGGAAAACCUGGGACCUUUUUAAAGAAAAACUUCCAUGGAUGCAUCGAAAACCUUUACUACAAUGGAGUAAACAUAAUUGACCUGGCUAAGAGACGAAAGCAUCAGAUCUAUACUGUGGGCAAUGUCACUUUUUCCUGCUCCGAACCACAGAUUGUGCCCAUCACAUUUGUCAACUCCAGCGGCAGCUAUUUGCUGCUGCCCGGCACCCCCCAAAUUGAUGGGCUCUCAGUGAGUUUCCAGUUUCGAACAUGGAACAAGGAUGGUCUGCUUCUGUCCACAGAGCUGUCUGAGGGCUCGGGAACCCUGCUGCUGAGCCUGGAGGGUGGAAUCCUGAGACUCGUGAUUCAGAAAAUGACAGAACGCGUAGCUGAAAUCCUCACAGGCAGCAACUUGAAUGAUGGCCUGUGGCACUCGGUUAGCAUCAACGCCAGGAGGAACCGCAUCACGCUCACUCUGGAUGAUGAAGCAGCACCCCCGGCUCCAGACAGCACUUGGGUGCAGAUUUAUUCUGGAAAUAGCUACUAUUUUGGAGGGUGCCCCGACAAUCUCACCGAUUCCCAAUGUUUAAAUCCCAUUAAGGCUUUCCAAGGCUGCAUGAGGCUCAUCUUUAUUGAUAACCAGCCCAAGGACCUCAUUUCAGUUCAGCAAGGUUCCCUGGGGAAUUUUAGUGAUUUACACAUUGAUCUGUGUAGCAUCAAAGACAGGUGUUUGCCAAACUACUGUGAACAUGGAGGAAGCUGCUCCCAGUCCUGGACUACCUUCUAUUGUAACUGCAGUGACACAAGUUACACUGGUGCCACCUGCCACAACUCCAUCUACGAGCAAUCCUGCGAGGUGUACAGGCACCAGGGGAAUACAGCCGGCUUCUUCUACAUCGACUCAGAUGGCAGCGGCCCACUGGGACCUCUCCAGGUGUACUGCAAUAUCACUGAGGACAAGAUCUGGACAUCAGUGCAGCACAACAAUACAGAGCUGACCCGAGUGCGGGGCGCUAACCCUGAGAAGCCCUAUGCCAUGGCCUUGGACUACGGGGGCAGCAUGGAACAGCUGGAGGCCGUGAUCGACGGCUCUGAGCACUGUGAGCAGGAGGUGGCCUACCACUGCAGGAGGUCCCGCCUGCUCAACACGCCGGAUGGAACACCAUUUACCUGGUGGAUUGGGCGGUCCAAUGAAAGGCACCCUUACUGGGGAGGUUCCCCUCCUGGGGUCCAGCAGUGUGAGUGUGGCCUAGACGAGAGCUGCCUGGACAUUCAGCACUUUUGCAAUUGCGACGCUGACAAGGAUGAAUGGACAAAUGAUACUGGCUUUCUUUCCUUCAAAGACCACUUGCCUGUCACUCAGAUAGUUAUCACUGAUACCGACAGAUCAAACUCAGAAGCCGCUUGGAGAAUUGGUCCCUUGCGUUGCUAUGGUGACCGACGCUUCUGGAACGCCGUCUCAUUUUAUACAGAAGCCUCUUACCUCCACUUUCCUACCUUCCAUGCGGAAUUCAGUGCCGAUAUUUCCUUCUUUUUUAAAACCACAGCAUUAUCCGGAGUUUUCCUAGAAAAUCUUGGCAUUAAAGACUUCAUUCGACUCGAAAUAAGCUCUCCUUCAGAGAUCACCUUUGCCAUCGAUGUUGGGAAUGGUCCUGUGGAGCUUGUAGUCCAGUCUCCUUCUCUUCUGAAUGACAACCAAUGGCACUAUGUCCGGGCUGAGAGGAACCUCAAGGAGACCUCCCUGCAGGUGGACAACCUUCCAAGGAGCACCAGGGAGACGUCGGAGGAGGGCCAUUUUCGACUGCAGCUGAACAGCCAGUUGUUUGUAGGGGGAACGUCAUCCAGACAGAAAGGCUUCCUAGGAUGCAUUCGCUCCUUACACUUGAAUGGACAGAAAAUGGACCUGGAAGAGAGGGCAAAGGUCACAUCUGGAGUCAGGCCAGGCUGCCCCGGCCACUGCAGCAGCUACGGCAGCAUCUGCCACAACGGGGGCAAGUGUGUGGAGAAGCACAAUGGCUACCUGUGUGAUUGCACCAAUUCACCUUAUGAAGGGCCCUUUUGCAAAAAAGAGGUUUCUGCUGUUUUUGAGGCUGGCACGUCGGUUACUUACAUGUUUCAAGAACCCUAUCCUGUGACCAAGAAUAUAAGCCUCUCAUCCUCAGCUAUUUACACAGAUUCAGCUCCAUCCAAGGAAAACAUUGCACUUAGCUUUGUGACAACCCAGGCACCCAGUCUUUUGCUCUUUAUCAAUUCUUCUUCUCAGGACUUCGUGGUUGUUCUGCUCUGCAAGAAUGGAAGCUUACAGGUUCGCUAUCACCUAAACAAGGAAGAAACCCAUGUAUUCACCAUUGAUGCAGAUAACUUUGCUAACAGAAGGAUGCACCACUUGAAGAUUAACCGAGAGGGAAGAGAGCUUACCAUUCAGAUGGACCAGCAACUUCGACUCAGUUAUAACUUCUCUCCGGAAGUAGAGUUCAGGGUUAUAAGGUCACUCACCUUGGGCAAAGUCACAGAGAAUCUUGGUUUGGAUUCUGAAGUUGCUAAAGCAAAUGCCAUGGGUUUUGCUGGAUGCAUGUCUUCCGUCCAGUACAACCACAUAGCACCACUGAAGGCUGCCCUGCGCCAUGCCACUGUCGCGCCUGUGACUGUCCAUGGGACCUUGACGGAAUCCAGCUGUGGCUUCAUGGUGGACUCAGAUGUGAAUGCAGUGACCACGGUGCAUUCUUCAUCAGAUCCUUUUGGGAAGACAGAUGAGCGGGAACCACUCACAAAUGCUGUUCGAAGUGAUUCGGCAGUCAUCGGAGGGGUGAUAGCAGUGGUGAUAUUCAUCAUCUUCUGUAUCAUCGGCAUCAUGACCCGGUUCCUCUACCAGCACAAGCAGUCACAUCGUACGAGCCAGAUGAAGGAGAAGGAAUAUCCAGAAAAUUUGGACAGUUCCUUCAGAAAUGAAAUUGACUUGCAAAACACAGUGAGCGAGUGUAAACGGGAAUAUUUCAUCUGAGAAACUGCAGGGUUCCUACUACUCUUUUUUCUUGUUGUUCAAUUAUCUCCUCCCCCUCUUCUCUCCUGUCUUUUGAUUUGGUCAUUCUCUUUAUUUUCUGCUUGCCAUGUCUUUUCUGGAACAUACUUGCAUCCACCACAGCAUCAAUUCCCUUGAUCCAGCCCAAGAGACCAGGCAGCCAUGGCCACUGCCUUCCUCUCUGAUGAACCUAUCGGGUGAAAACGACCACUCAAGAGACUGACUUCGCCAUUCAAGACAAGGAAGAGACACAUGUGUGCACUCCUGCAUGUUCAGUUCUGUACUUCCAGUUUCUAAAAUGCACUGUUCAGUUUUCCAACCACUUGGUGGUUCAGGCUUGCUUUGAACCUGAGCUCUUAGGCACAUGACGGUCAUUCCUGACAUCCUCCCCAGCUCAAGUCUAUUCUUACCAUAGAACCCAGGGCAGGGAGAGAAGAACCUAGAGGCCUGGUUUGCUUUGGUGGCAUUGUAAAAAGAGUAAGAGAGGUUUGGUUUGUGGUGGUUUGCUUUCUUUACCAUAAGCAAUCCCUUGCCUUAACUCAUCACCCUUUUUCACUAUGACCCUUAGACCCUGAGUAUUUUCAAAUAUAUGAUUGCUGAUAGUAGUGACCAAAACUACUUUGUUCCUUUCUUACCACUCUCUCCUGGGGCCGACACGUUGGGACAGCACACCAUAGCAUAAAGCUAGGGGAUGCAUGGAAAUAGCAGCUUGAAACUAGGAGGUAACAAGAAAGCUUCUAGGAAGUAGAUGUUCCAUAUCUUCAAAAUGCCUCCUCCAAUUUUGUAAGAAUGCUAGCUAGGUAUUCCUGGGAUUAUUAUACUGAGAUAUAUAUAUAUACACACACACACACAUAUGUGUAUAUAUGUAUAUAUAUAUGUGAGUAUAUAUACACACACACACACACACACACAUAUAUAUAUAUACACACACGCACACAUAUAUGUUGCUGCAGCAUAAAGAAAUUGAAAUAAAAGUUUAAAAUAGUACCCGGUUCAAUGAAAGAGCCUAAACCAUCUUAACUCAGCUUUAAAACAAAAAUUAAAUCAGGAAAAAAUGAAAAAAAAACUGCAUGAAAGAAGAAAAAUACCAAACAGAAUUCUUCCCUUCCAUUCACUCACUAAAGACCUGGUGAAGAUAGUUAAUUCAAAUUUGCAAGUUUCACAUUUUUUAACAUCAAGCUAUUCUCCAAGAAGUUUAGGAUGCAUUAACAUAAGUGAAAUGGUCACCUCUAGCUAACUAGCAUUGCUUGAUUUCAGAGGAGCCCUUAGGUUCUGUAGCAUACCACAUUUUCAAAUCUGCUAUACCCUAUAUACAUAAAGACCCUUCCAAACAUCUUUUUAUAGGCUUAAACUCCCAAAAGAGGUGGUGACAAAUUUCAGGGUCUUUGUCCCUUUUGGUAACAAAGCAUUGAAAACAGUCAUUCCUUCAAGAAGGCACCUUGAGCUCAUCCAUGGGGUGGCGGUAAAGAUCUUAAUGAUUUUUCUGUGGCAAUAUGCAUCAUUCUUUGUCCUGGGCCAUCUUGGAGAAAAAGGUAAGGAGAAGACAAUGUAAAUGCUCCAAGAUAGUGGAAAUGCUCAUGUAAUGAUUCUUAGGUGUGGAAAAUACUUGCUGAUUCUCUUUAUGAGGCAGAUUCAAUUUAGAAAACAAUGACCACAGCUCUAUUUGCCAUCCUUGACAGUUAGCAGACAUUCCAACUUGUGCUUAGGGUACACUGUCUCUCGCCUCUCACAAUGAGGAACUUAGUUGCUUCAUUCCAUUUCAAACACAGCUUUUCUUUCAGUUUCAGAGCUUAUGAGUUAAGGAUUUAGUUUGCAAUCAUAUUUCUCUAUUUUAAGAUGUUGUUUCAAAUGCAUAUUCUCUCCUCGAAAUUUUCUGUGGAUUUGAGCUCAAUCGCUUUAUCAUCUACAUGAUAUCUUUUGGCUAGUACAUUUAUUUUAAAGUGAUUUUAACCAUGAUAUCAUUUCUCUCCUUUUAGUUUUAAUAAGAUGAAUGAUUCUUUAGUAAGAUGAAGGAUCUUUAAACACUGUUUUCCCCUGCCCUUUCCUCCCUUUCUUCAAUUUUCAUUUUUGAAUUUUCUAUUUCCAUAAAAAGGCUAUAUAAAUCAGCCUUUUGCUUGGCUAUAUAUUCCUUUGUCCCCUGAAAUAAAAGUCACCAUGAAGUGUAGUAGGUUUAGCCUGAAGCAGCUCCAAUAAUGAAAUAGAAAGGCAAAGGAAGGUAUGAGUAAUAAAGCUGGAACUCUUCAUUAUUCAAUCUUUGAGCAGUGAGGACUAUGUUUUGCUGACAUAGUGCUAAUAGAAGAAAUGGAGACUAGCAAAGGCUAACUCAGAGUAUUUGAUUUUCUCAUCUAAGUAUAUAUGCUUGUAGAUUGUCCUGUAGGAUGAAGAAUCUGUGAAGCUCUAUCCUGACCACAAUGGCACUACAAAAUCAACUGGCAUCUUCCUCACGUGUGUAGACUCCAUGCACACUACAUACCACAGACCUAAAUGUAGAUGCCAGGACAGUGCCGUCUACACGUCACUCCUAUAAGUAGUCUCAGGGCUAAAGCAGAAUUAUUUUUACAGGGUUGAAUUAUUUCAUAACCCCAGAGAACACUAACUUUCACUAGAUAUAUAUGAAAUGCAAGUGAUCCGUACCCUCCAAAGUAGAAUGUAAUUUACAAUUAGAAAUCGUGCUAACUCUGACUGUCUUUCCUCAGUGGUACCAAGAUCUAUGUAGUUUUAUGUAAUUGUUCAAUUGUGUGAGUGUUUUAAUCCUUCUGCAAUUAUCAUCUCGAAGGAGACUUUGAAAGCAUCUUAAUCUCUCUUUAACCAUUUUUUUUUUCUUUUUCCUACCACAUUCAGGUUUCCCAACUACAUGCUCUGGCCAACUGGGCCACCAUGAUCUCUUCCACUUAAAUCCUCAGCCUUCAAUAACUGCUGUUUACAAAAAGAUCUUAUGGAAUAUGGAUCACUUUACAGUAAAGCCAAAAGUACUUGUGAAAUUUCACAUUUUAAUGGAGCUGUUUCAUUGAUAUUUUUUUCCACCAAACAAAUCUAUUUAUGUAAGCAACAGUAUAUUUGCUUACUCUAAAAUAUAUUUAUCCUACUGCAUCAUUUAUUGCAUAUAUAGCCUCAAUUGCCAUCUUUAUGAAAAUUUGUCUGGAGAAAUAGACAUUUGUCAUUUCUAUAGACAUAUUUUUAUGACUAACUUUGCCUCUUCUAUUUACCCUCUGCUGUAUGCAGAAGAUUUUAAGGAUCCUAGCGGUGAUGUUUUAAAACAACUUUUUUCCUCUCCUUAGUAAUAACAGAGAUGGUAUUAACUUGACUUCUACCUUUUGUCAGACUCAUCUCCACCAACGGGUAGCAAGAGCAGGAUAGAACAAAAUAAAGAGAUUGUUUUUCUUUUUUCAUUCAUGAAGUAUUUAUGGAAUGCCAAUGAGUGCCGGGCUAGGCAUUGGGUGAACAUAUAUAAAUUACACCUUGUUUUUGCCCUUGGGGAGCUCAAAGUCUAGCUGGCAAGGCAUGUAUUGUUGCAACAGGGCCACACAUAAAGUGUCCUAGAAUGCAGCACAAGGUCCCGCACAAUUAUUUUUGUGAAGCAUCUGCCAGACUGAAAGAAAUGUAAAUUUCUGGGAAAUAUCUGUUAUUUUUUAAAUUACUGCUUCCACCUUCUGUAAGCUGUUUUGUUUCUCCUCCUCAAAGUAGAUAUCUAUCAAUGCAUAUAGAUUUCUGUAGAAAGGGGUGGAUUGACUUUUAGGAACAGUAAGAAUAGAUGGUCUCUGUCUCUGCCAUACAUUUGAGGAGGCUGAAUUCUCUACAUUCUUGUUUCGGGUCAGGUUGGGGGAUUCCAAAAGUCUUGCCUCCCAUGAGUUGGACCUAAGAGUGUCCACUUUGGCCCCUCUCCUUCCCUUUUCUCAGUUCUUCCACAGCCAUGUGUUUAUGACCUAUUGCAUGCCGUUGUUCUUCCAGAUGUUCCUGAAGGUGGUUUGGUUGUCAUCCAGCUCUUCCUAAAACCCUCCUUAGUCCUGAUGAGCCAUUUUGACUCUACAUAACAUUUCUGAACCUAACUGAAGUCUACCCUUCCAUCAGUAAUUGACUAAAAAAAUGUUGUCCAUUUAUGUGAGGUCUCACCUCUGAGCCUGAGUGAGUGUUUCCUGUCUUGAAGGUCAUACUUGCUCCCUCUCUGCAGGAAGUUAAUUCAGUUAGAAGAGUUGCACUGGGAGGGUGCAAGCACAGCCAACUUAUCCAGUCCAAGAUAUCCAGGGAGAUGAGGAUGAGACCUGUUGAAUUUUUUCUUAGGAAAGGAAAGGUCUUGACAGACUGUUCACCAACUGCCCUAGCUUCCUUUAAGCUUCCCCAUAGCUACCAUCCAUCAAAACCUCAUUGCAGCUGUAGCCUACCAAAAGGCCUUUGGGAUACCUGUAUGGUUCUGCCAGUCAUUCUUCCUUAAUGAAAAGGCUUGGACAUACUUAGUCCUCAAUUAUCCUACAGGUCAUGUAUCGACUAAAUAAAUAAACUGACUUCAUUGUUUCUGAAGAUGGCAAAGGCGAUUAAUGGAAGAAGAUGCAGACAAACUCAAAACUUUCAGAAGUCUAGGAGGAUAACUGAGUGCUAUUUUCUGUCUCAUGCAGUUUGAACAUGUUUUCUUUAAAAUACACAUAAUGUAAUUGAAUUAUUUCUAUAUACUGUUCUUGAGUCUUUCUUGACCUCUUCUUUUAUCCCCUCUUUCAUAGUCUUGUUUGUGGAACCAUCUACUCUGCAGAUUUUUAUUGUCUCUAAUUAUCAGCUCUGCCUUCACAAAUUCCAAAUUUGAACCACCUAAAGGGGAAAAAAUGCAACACACACACGCACGCUCACAUGCACACUUUGUACAAAUAGGGCUGUUAUUCAACUUUUCUCUUGAACAUUCUACAUACAUAUCUGUUUGGUAGGGAGAGAAGCAUUCCUCUUUUAUGUUGACAAUUAUUUGAAUCCUUCAUAUAAGGUUUUAAUAAUUAACCGGUUUGCUAUUUUUCAGUGAUUAUUUUAUCUUAUUUUGCACUAAGGUACUCUGAGGAAGAACAGAAAAGCACAUUUUCUAGUGAAAUAUUGUACUUUGUAAGCUAGAUGUCUGUCUUAUGUAAUGUUUAUAGUCUACAAAAUGGCUGAGCAGACAUGAACAAAGGUUAAUGCAAAAGUUGGUUUUGGUUUCAACCACACCUGCUGCGAACUUGACGAGGAGGAAGAGGGGCCAGUGGCAGUAAUUGGUGGCCAUCUGAGGUGAGGAAGGAAAUUGCUUCCACCAUGAAUCAGUGGUGGCAGCCUUUCCACUUUCAUGGCUCCUCACUCAGGAGUCUCUUUAGUGCAUUUGGAUCAUUGUCUUACUCAUUAGGGAAAGAGGCAAUAUCAUGGGCUUUGCAUGAAUAAUUCUUUACUCACAUUUGCAUGAUUUUUUUUACCUUCCAACACUUCUUCAGUCACAUUCUUUUUUUUCAAUUUUUAAAUUUUUUUUCAGGAUUUUCUCAGAGUGCUUUAGAACUAUUAUUAUAAUUAUCUAACCUGCCCAGGUUAAGCACCCAGAUGCAACUUUCAGGAAAUGAAACUGUCAGAAAACUGCCCUAGGUCUAUUAUCAAUCAGAGCCCCUGUGAGUGGAAGUCCUCAGAUUCUGGAAUCCAUCCAGUGUCUUUCUUUUCCUUCCAUUCAUCCUGACAUGAAUAAGCAUAACAUAACUGUAAGAAGGAGUGUAGUGUCCCAGCCCUGACAACGAGUACCGCCAGGGACCUACCAUCUAACACCAUCUGGGAACACUAUUUUUUCUCAGUCCUUCCAGUUGACACAAGGAAACCCUUUAUAAAAUAGGACAAAAUUAGGAGAUUAGUCCCAAGCCAAGACCAAAGGUGAAGAUAAUUGUGUUAGUGAUUAACGCCUGGUCUUAUUUUAACGAGUGUCAUAGUCUUACAUGCUUCAGAUGCCAGAAAUAUCUUCAGAGAACGUGAACAAAGUGCUGGAUAUGAAACAGGAAUAAUGCAUUCCUCUACAGACUCUUUGAAAGGCUUUCUCUUUCAAGAAACCUUGAAGGGAAAAUAUUAACGGGCAUCAGCCUGGGCAUACUUUCCCAUCAGAGUCAGCCUCUAUCACAAACAUUUUACAUGAAAUAUUCACCUAGUCUAUUCUCUUUGAAAGGUAGUAUCAACCUGUGUAACCUUGUCCUGCCUUAAAUACUGUUGCAAAAAAUACCAAACUUUGCUUAAAGCAGCAUAGUUACAUUGAGAAAGAGACUGCCUUUAGUGAGGACAAAGACCAAGAAUUUUCUCUUUCUGAAUCUGGCAGUUGACAGGCCUCCUGAUAUCCUGUGUUGCCUUGGACUAACAUUUUCCUUAGUCACUAGCCUAGGGCAGAAAGGCAGCCAUGUAUAAAUGAAUACCCAUGGCCAUGUUCCAAUAUAACUUUAUUUACAAAAUCUAAUUUAGUUCAUAGGUUACGGUUUGCUGAUUCCUAAGAUAGAGCAUUACAGUGUCUGUUUCAGAUGGGAAGUAAGUCUUCCUAUGGCAUGUUCAGGCCCUCCUUUUCAGGGAAUGAGAAAGAGUGGGGAGGGUAUUUCAACAAGUAAUAAAUUGCAGAAUACCCUCCCCACAAAAAUACACAUAUGUCAGACUCUUUAUUAUGGUAAAAGCACAAAACAGGUCAUCUUUUUGUGGAAAUGCUGGAGUCUACCUUUUCCUUUUUAUCUUCUGAUUUUUGUUCCUAAAAUAAAAUCCCAAGUGAUGUUGCCUCAUUCCAAGUCAGUUUUGUAGACCAUGUAACAUGUCUUAAUACACUGUAUGGGGAAAAAAUAAAAGUUAGCCUUAGAUUUCUUUGUUUUCUAUGGUUAUUGUUGUACAGAAGAAAGACAAACUGUAAAUAAUGUAUAUUUAAUAAAGAGAACAUUUUGUAUGAUUUUGUGUGGAAGACAAA